UGAUGGGAAAGCGAGGGAAGGAGGGUGGGAAGUCGCUUUAACAAGUAACAACAACACACGCUUAGAUCUGCUCCGCUACUAAUAAAACGCCUCGCCCUUUCCUUCCCCUCCUCCACUUCAAAAUCCCUCCCCCUCUCGAUCUCUCAAGUGGAGAAGAGUUCGCUUCCAUGGCACUAGUGCUAAAUCUCCAUUGUCAAAUUUUGUUAGAAGCCCAUGAAAAGAAGGUGUCUUUGGCUUCCGCCAUUGUUGUUGCUUGAUUUGUUGCCUGCACCACGGGAACGACGCGAAAACUGCGUCAAGGAGCUCGCUUUUUGCCACCAAAAGUGUCCGAGAGGGAUUGCGCACGCAUUUUGAGUUCAAAGAUCAGAUUUUUUUUACUUUUCUCUUCGAAGAAAACAAUGGAGACGAAGAGCGGCGGCGGAGCAAAACGAGGACGGGACGGGAGCAAGCUGCGGCCGGCGUAUAUGGGCGUCCGAAUGCGGGCGUGGGGGAAAUGGGUGUCUGAAAUCCGGGAGCCGCGCAAGAAGUCGCGCAUCUGGCUGGGGACGUUCUCGACGCCUGAAAUGGCGGCGCGGGCGCACGACGUAGCCUCCCUCAGCAUCAAGGGCGCCGCCGCGGUGCUCAACUUCCCUGAACUGGCCGCCUCUCUGCCCCGCCCGGCCACCCUCUCACCUCGCGACGUCCAGGCCGCGGCGGCCAAGGCAGCCGCGAUGGUGCCCCCGUCUCCGCCGCAGAAAUCUCCCCCCGAAGACCCGUACACCUCCGACGACCUCGGCGAGAUCGUGGAGCUGCCGCGGCUCGGCGGCGGGUACUUCCUCGACUCGGCCGAUUCCGGGGGCGAGUUCGUGUACCACGACUCUUGGUCCCCGUGGGCAGAUCAGACCGGAUUCGGGUUCGAGCCGAAUGAGAUUUUGAUUCGCUCGGACGGCUGGGAGUUGACCGGGUUCGGAUCCCUUCUGUGAAAACCGUUAAACCUCAAAUCUCACUCUAAUAAAACUUGCAAAAUCUUAAGAAUUUUUCAUUGGCGCUCAAAGUCUCGUAGCUCGUGUAUUAUGGAGUGUUUCAAGUUAAAAAAAAAAUGAAUUUGUAUAGUUCUUUUCCAAAAUGUUUGAAACAA
Zingiber officinale is the source of this 1117-nucleotide messenger RNA. RefSeq names its product dehydration-responsive element-binding protein 3-like. The coding region runs from base 399 to 962 and encodes 187 amino acids. NCBI's taxonomy places the organism in Eukaryota, Viridiplantae, Streptophyta, Magnoliopsida, Zingiberales, Zingiberaceae. Gene Ontology annotation, molecular function: DNA-binding transcription factor activity; DNA binding. Gene Ontology annotation, biological process: regulation of DNA-templated transcription. The transcript has a single exon. The record is from RefSeq and is a predicted model, not a curated record.